GAUUAUGUAAAACGCCCUAACGCUGUCACAUCAAGGUGACCUUCAAGUAAAACCAGUUUGACGUUUGCUAACCUAUAAAAACUAAUUUCAUUUGGAUAUUCUACCCGCGAAGUCAUGUAUCCCACACCUGAAUUUACGUAAAUAAAUUCCGUAAUACCUCUUACAGUGCCAACUCGCUUCCCACCACGUUUUACUUAGUGUUUUAAGUGAUAAAGCUGUAAAGAUAACACUUUUCGUUGUUGCUGAUAACUUGCGUGUUUCUAAUAGAGCACAAUGUCGCGCGACAGGACUUCUCGCCGCUUCUACCGUGCGGAGUCUACGCACGAUCUGCUCGCCUACUUAGAUAAGGGGCAGGCGGCCAGCGACGAGAACCGAUGGACUUUUGAGACGGCGUGGGAGGCCGCUAACAAAGUUGGUGGCAUUUACACCGUGAUCCGGUCGAAGGCUUAUGUGUCUGUUGAGGAGAUGGGAGAGAACUACUGUUUGCUAGGUCCAUACAAGGAGCACUGCGCCCGCCAGGAGGUUGAGGAGCUGGAGUUCCCCCCCAACUCCCCCCUCGCGGUUGCCGUAAACGCCAUGAGGAGCCAGGGCUACAAGCUCCACACGGGAACCUGGCUGGUGGACGGCAACCCACAAAUAAUUCUCUUCGACAUCGGCUCGGGCGCCUGGCAGCUGGACGGCUACAAGCAGGAGCUGUGGGACACUACCUCUGUGGGCAUCCCGCACCUGGACAUCGAGGCCAACGACGCCGUCAUACUGGGGUUCAUGGUCGCGCAGUUCAUCACUGAGUUCAGGAAGGCCGCCGAAGGCUACAGCGACACCCCGCCUAGAGUUGUGGCUCACUUCCACGAGUGGCAGGCCGCUGUGGGACUCAUUGUACUUAGAGUACGUCACGUAGAUGUGGCCACGGUGUUCACGACACAUGCUACUCUCUUGGGCCGGUACUUGUGCGCUGGUAACACCGACUUCUACAACAAUUUGGACAAGUUCUCAGUGGACGAGGAAGCGGGAAAGAGACAGAUUUACCAUCGCUAUUGCAUGGAGAGAGCGGCGGCACACAUGACGCAUAUAUUCACCACAGUGUCAGACAUUACAGGUUACGAAGCCGAACAUCUCCUUAAACGGAAGGCCGACAUUAUCACACCAAAUGGUUUGAACGUGAAGAAAUUCUCAGCACUUCACGAGUUCCAAAACCUCCACGCGUUAGCCAAGGAAAAGUUACACGAGUUUGUCAGGGGACAUUUCUAUGGCCAUUUCAACUUCGACUUGGACAAGACGUUGUAUUUCUUCAUCGCCGGCCGCUACGAGUUCGGCAACAAGGGAGCUGACGUCUUCAUAGAGGCUCUAGCUAGACUGAACCAUUAUUUGAAGGCUGCAGGGUCAGACAUGACUAUCGUAGCUUUCCUAAUCUUUCCCGCCAAAACCAACAACUUCAACGUUGAGAGCUUGCGCGGUCAUGCGGUCACGAAGGCACUGAGGGACACCAUUAGUGAUAUACAACAGAAGGUCGGCAAACGGAUGUACGACAUCUGUCUGAGGGGCCAUCUACCCGAGCCGUCCGACCUAAUGCAUAAAGAUGAAACGGUGCGACUAAAAAGGUGUUUAUACGCGUUACAGCGUGACGGUCUACCUCCUGUUACUACUCAUAAUGUGGUUGAUGAUUGGAGCGACCCGGUACUGAACGCCGUGAGACGAUGCCAAAUGUUCAACACUGUCCACGAUAAUGUUAAAGUAAUCUUCCACCCAGAGUUCCUGACCUCAACCAACCCUCUCUUCGGGCUGGACUACGAGGAGUUCGUGCGGGGCUGCCACCUCGGCGUGUUCCCCUCCUACUACGAGCCGUGGGGGUACACGCCCGCCGAGUGCACCGUCAUGGGCAUACCCAGCAUCACCACUAACCUGUCGGGUUUCGGCUGCUUUAUGCAAGAACAAAUCGCCGACCCGAUGUCGUACGGCAUCUACAUCGUUGACAGACGGUACAUCUCGUUGGAGGGAUCCAUUCAACAACUGGCUCAGUACAUGUUUGACUUUACCAGGAUGUCGAGACGGCAGCGCAUUAUUCAAAGAAAUCGCACUGAGCGGUUGUCCGACCUUAUGGAUUGGAGAAAUCUGGGGAUUUACUACCGCCGAGCGCGGGCGAAGGCCCUGCAGACCGUGUACCCGGACUACGUGGACCAGAUGUACGUGGAGCUGGGGAAGAAGUUCAACUACCCGCGGCCCAUCUCCGAGCCGCCCAGCCCUACGCACUCCAGAGUAACAACCCCCGCGGCAUCCUUACACGGCUCAGAUGACGAAGACGAGGUUGAUGAAGAGAAGGAAUUGGCCGAAUUGAGGAUCAGUGACAAAUAAAAAAAUAAACUUGCUGUCUCUUCUAAUGUGCACCUUAUUGCCUAAGAUAUAGAGUGUAAUUUAGAAGGAACUGUAAUGUAAUAUUUGCACUUUUGCAAACUAUUACAUAAUUAUAGCGACAUCUAUCGAUCAAUGCCUAGUAUUGCCAUUUUCAACCAAAAGGUACCACAUUGUCGCUUGUCAAUAAGGUUGAUUUCAAAUUGAAGCUAUAUGGAAAUAGCGCCUUAUUGACAACCGACAAUAAGUACCCUUUUGAUUGAGAAUGGCACUGGUCUAAGAUCCCACGUAAGGCCGACCUUCACCGAUCUGACUACCAGAUGAAACUAAAUUUUUUCAAAAAAUUAUUAAAAAUAAUCUUGACUAUAUUUUUAUAUGCAACCCUUUAUAGGAACAUAUUCUUCAUAAAAUAUAUUUAAGCGGUGGUGGCUGACUUUCAAUCCGAAAGUCGCGGGUUCAAACCUGGCUUGUACCAAUGAGUCUCAGAACUUAUGUACGAAAUAUCAUUUGAUAUUUACCACUAACUUUUCGGGGAAGGAAAACGUCGUGAAACCUGCAUACAUCUGCGAAGUAAUUCAAAGGUGUAUGUGAAGUCCCCAAUCCGCAUUGUGCUAGCGUGGGGACUAUAGCCCAAGCCCUCUCGCGCAUGAGAGGGCCUGUGCCCAGUAGUGGGAUUAAAAUAACCUCGUAAGGCCCGAUGUGCAUUACAAUGUACACUCUGUUUCAAUCUAAUUUGAACCUUACACUAACUGAAUUAAGUAGCAUUUCUUUUGUUUCAAUGUUUUCUAAAACAAACGAAAGUCACCCUAAUCUUCUAUACAACAAGGUUCAAAUUAAAAAUAGGGAAACUUUGUAUGGUGGGCCUUACGAGGAUAGGCAGAAUUAUUUAUUUUAUAAAAUAUAUUUAAGUUUCAUCCGGUAGGCAGAUCCGGGAUCAUCUACUACAUAUCCAAAGGUAAAAUUUACCAAUCCGUAAAGUGACGUUUUCACCUCAGCAGCUCGAACAAGCCUACUUUCGUCACUCCCUGGAGUAAGGAAAGUGCGACUUUCCUCACUCCAGGGAGUGAAACAAAGUAGCUUUUUAAUUUAGUGAAGACCAUGAACUGCCACUUCAUACUUUGAUUACAAUUUUUUUUCUGAAUUAUUCUGUGUAAUUCGAAAUACGUUUUAACCUUUAAUAUGUUCUCACUACUGAGGUGAAAAAUUAUGUGUGCAACACGAGAGCAAAGUUAUUUUACAUCUCGUGUUUUUGAGUCCCUCGCUACGCUCAAGAUCUUUCGCUUUCUCGGGACUCAAAAUAAACACUCGCAAGAAAAACCAACUUUCCUCUCUUGUUGCACAAAUAACUAUUGGUAGCGUUUUAUGGGUUAUUCCCACUAGUUACCCUGUGAUUUUUUUCUCACCUGUCCCGCUUGGUAACAGCUGAGAAAAAAAUUCCCAGUAGUUACCACCAACUCACUUUGGUAUUUGGAUUUUGUAGUAAACAAGUUAGUUAUCGAAUUUAUACUUUUCUUUUAUGACUAGUGCAAUUGCAAAAUAUCACAUAUAAAAAGACACUGUGUUGUUAAUAUUGCGUCGACCGUCCAGUGGCGCCAUUGGGCGAUUUGUGUUUUCUAAUAAACCAAUCGAAUCGAAUGUAUAAAUCAGUAUUACAUGUGACGUACUUAUUGUCGCUUGUCAGUAAGGCGCUAUUUCCAUAUAGCUUCAAUUAGAAAUCAAUCUUAUCAACAACCGACAAUGUGGUACCUUUUGACCUGGUUGAAAACAUCUCAUAUUACAAUUAUAUCACAUUUGCAAACGGGUCUAUCGCGAAUUUAUUUUGUUGCCUUUAUUUACCGACGUUUCGACACAGGUUUCACUUGUCGUGGUCGCGGCUAAAAACGUCGGAUAAAACGAAACGUCGGGAAACGUCGUUACCGACGUCGACGACGUCGUUAGGUCGUUAUCGCGAAUUUAUUUUGUUACCUUUAUUUACCGACGUUUCGACAGGUUUCACUGGUCGUGGUCGCGGCUAACAACGUCGGAAAAAACGAAACGUCGGGAAACGUCGUUACCGACGUCGACGACGUCGUUAGGUCGUUAUCGCGAAUUUAUUUUGUUACCUUUAUUUACAUAAAAGUAACAAAAUAAUUUCGCGAUUGUAAAUGUGAUUUAAUAUGUGUUCAUAACGCUAAAGUUUUAAAUGUUAUACACGGUGGCUAAAAAAUAAGUGCAUUCCCGUUGCCAGGGAGGUUUUGGAAUUAUACUGAGCAACUUUUACUAUGGGACCAACCACGAAACCGCGAAAAUAAAAUUGGCUGUUUCAUACAUUUUGGCUGGUCCAUUUUCUAUGCGAGGGUAAAUUUUUUUCGCGAUUUCGUGAUUGGUCCCAUAGUAAAAGUUGCUCAGUAUAAUCCCAAAACCUCCCUGGCAACGGGAAUGAACUUAUUUUUUAGCCAUCCUGUACUGUUGUCCUACUGAUUUCCCAACUUUUGGUCCUUUUCACAUAGUUUUAUUUUGCUUGUGUUUCGCUUUAUCACUUAAACGGAAAAAUGUGCCCACCAUUUGCCGUUUAGUUGUUUGCUUGUUUACUGAUUUAUACAUAAAUUAAUUGGUUUAGAAAACACGAUUGCCCAACGAGGGCGCCACUGGUCGACGCAGUCUUAAGGAAAUAUAAUAUAUUUUUCUAUUGUUAUUUUUGUUAAAAAAUAUAUACUUGCCUUUUUAUGUACAUCUUAUUACUUAUAGUGUAUGAAUUUUAUAAGUUUUGAAGGUCUUAACUGAUUUUAAUUAUCAAUUUAUUAUCCUAUGAUAGCUAGAAGAGAUCCUUAUUAAGAAUAAGUUUAUAUAGAUUACCUAUAUUUUGAAAUUAUGACAGGUAUACUUAGCCUAAUACAAAAGCAAUAUUAAAAAAUCAAUAGUUUUUCGAAAUUCUCUAUUAAAAAAUGUUAUUUUUUUUCGGUAAAUAGGGUUUUAUUUUUAUGGAUUUUAGAAUUGUUAUUGCCUUUUAUGAAAUUUUAGAUAGAUAAUUAUAUAUUUCUUAUAUUUUAGAAUGUUCCAUCCGAAAUAGGAUGAAAAGGCUUCUAGUAUUUUAAAUAUCUUUUAUAUAGUAACAAUCUACAUGGGAAUAACGAUAUAAAUGUUACAUUUCUAAACAAAUUAAUGUGCCAACAAAUUUCUACAAACAUUUUACUUGACAGCUACUCCAUAUAUGAACUGUCAUAGUAGGGGCCACCACGAACGAGGUAUAAUCUUUUAUUCUGUGUUGAUUGCUACAUAUGUGACGUUUUUAAUCAAAAGGUACCAAAUUGUCGCUUACCAUAAACCUGUCAGAGCGUGCUUAUGGCAAGCGACAAUGUGGUAUCUUUUGAUUGAAAACGACACAUAUAAUAAGGAAAGACAUUGGCUAAGAUUUAAACUCCUUGAUCGUUGUUAGCGAUGUCUGAUUAAAAUAGUCUUUAACUGCCAUCUUAAUUUUAAGAGUUAAUCGAAAUAAUUGUUAAAAUGUAAUAUACAGGGUGGGUUACCCAGACUAAUCAAUGAAAAUAAUCUGAAGUAAAUAAGUGUAAAUUUUUGUUGAUUUCCUUUGUCUUGUAAUUGUGAAUUUAUAAGGUAUAUAUACUUCAAACUUUAACAUUUAUUCAGCAAAUAGGUACACGUCCACAUGGAAUUUACAUAUGUAUGAGCAAAAAAAUAACACAUUUAUAUCUGGGUAAUAUCGGAUAUUGGAUAAUCUCGAAAAUCAUUUAAUAAUCACUCAUAUUCCGUUGUAAUAAGAGUCCCUGUUCGGAAUUAUCAGCCACAAUUUUAGUAUUUUUUCGUUUUGGAAUUAACAAAAUACACAUAGAUGAUGUAAUAAUAUAUACAUAUAUUAUAUUUAAUGAAAUAAAAAUAAGAAUAAGAAUUGUUUAUUGCCACAUUAUCAAGUACAAAAGAAAAUGAAAUAAAAGUACAAAAGAAUAAUAAAAUAAAAUUACAUAAAACAUUCAUUCUAGAUAAAAUAAGACAUUCUAGAGGUUCUGUAGCCACUCAGCGGCGGAGUACCAAGUUAAAAUUUAACUUACCGUUUUCUUCAGAAGUUCUAGCAAAAAGUACUUAAGAGUUAGACCAAAACAACUCUGCAACAAUUUUGACAGCACAACUGUGCAAGUGCUAUUUAUACGCCAUAAUUUUUAUAUAGAAUAGAAUAGAAUAAUAUUUAUUCAGGCAACACAUCAUUAUUACAUUACAAAGAUACAUUAACAACAACAAGAAAGAAAAAAAAACAAAGGUGAAAAAUACAAAACUAACAGAUAAGGAUGUGAGGCUGAAAUGGUCUCUACUCAGCAAUGCAGUUAUGCAGUAUAUGCAGUAUAUAAGAAUGACGUUUAAAAUAACACUUGCACAGUCUUUCAAAAUCGCUGCACUUAUCUUGGUCUAACUCUAUAUCCUCAAGAGUGAUCGAAAAUUGACCCAUUUGGAUCUCCCACCCUGUAUUCAAAUAUAUCUCUAUAUGGUAUCGAUUUGGAAAUAUGUUGUUGACGUAAUUCCUAGUAAUUUCGUUUAAAUAUCUUAAUAGUUUUCCUCAUUUCAAGUGGAGUUUUCCAUAUAAAUAAAAAUGUAGGUCAGAGCAUUGAACUUGAAUGAUUAAGUAAUUAGUUAAUUGAUUUGGUAAUUAAAGUGCCAUAUGAUCCAGUGGUUUCAAUAAAAUAUGUUUUUAAUUUUA
Molecule: messenger RNA, 7030 nt
Organism: Cydia strobilella
Lineage: Eukaryota; Metazoa; Arthropoda; Insecta; Lepidoptera; Tortricidae
Gene: GlyS
Product: glycogen [starch] synthase
Exons: 18
Coding region: 274-2349 (691 amino acids)
Biological process (GO): glycogen biosynthetic process
Cellular component (GO): cytoplasm
Molecular function (GO): alpha-1,4-glucan glucosyltransferase (UDP-glucose donor) activity
Source: RefSeq, a predicted model, not a curated record